Molecule: messenger RNA, 1986 nt
Organism: Saccostrea echinata
Lineage: Eukaryota; Metazoa; Mollusca; Bivalvia; Ostreida; Ostreidae
Exons: 1
Coding region: 1-1986 (661 amino acids)
Source: RefSeq, a predicted model, not a curated record
AUGGGUCUAUGUCGAAAAAUUGGAAAUUCACAACAGGUAGCCAUGAGGAGAGAGACAGAGGAUAUCCACCAAAAAGGACGGAAUUCAGCAUUAGCAAACAGAGUUGUUGAUAUUUUGUGUAGUGGAAGUAUGAGCGAAGGAUUCAGACUAAAAGGAUCAGAUUUUGAUUACAUGGUUUGGCCAAAGAAAUUCAAAGUGAUUUGGGAAUUAAACCAGACUCAGUACUACCACAGACAAACUCUUAUUUUCGCCAACUGCACUGAUAGCCCACCAGGAUUCGCUUUACUUCAGCUGCUGACCCCUAAUGUAAAAAGAAACUUCUUUUCAGUUUGUAUUAGAAUGAAUAGUGGACUUUACAUAUCCAGCUCCAAAUACAAAGAGAUUAUGUGUUUAUAUGAUAAAAAAUGUACUGGGAGUCACCGAUAUUUGCAUGGACCCUGCAUCAGUGAAGUACACAUUGGUCAAGAAUUUGAUGUCGCCUGCUGUCUUUUCAGUGACUUUUGGCCUCCCACUGCCUAUUUAUGGAUUGACAGAUGCCACACAUGGCCUCGUCCGCUUGUUGUUCAAGAAAUAGUUAAGGGUGGAUGUCAUUUUGUGGCGAUUGGGCACAAACUAGGCAAUCAUGAAGAUGACGAGUGGAGAAUUUCUUUUUCCUUGGCAGAACAAAAACUUGUAUUAGAAAUGAACCAUACUCAAUUUCUCGUAUACGGAUUGCUUAAGAUUUUAUCAAAGGAAAUAUUUUGCAAAAUGUUUGGGGAUGAAGGUAAAUUGCUGUGUUCAUACCACAUGAAGACAGCAAUUUUCUGGGUAAUUCAACAAAAUACAGUUCCUUCCUGGUGUCCUCAAAAUCUGCUGUAUUGUUUCUGGAUCUGCUUUAAAUUGAUCCUGAAAUGGGUGUAUGAAGGAGUAUGUCCAAACUUCUUCAUACCAGAAAAUAACAUGUUUCUCCACAAUGUGUACGGUGAAGCACAAAAGAAUCUAUUCAAUAGCUUAUAUGCAAUAUAUCUGAAGGGAAUAGCAUUUCUGUUCUAUUGUCCCUCUAUCAGAUCCUAUGUUAUGAAUGUCAUUUAUAAUAUAAAACGUCCCAUUUGUACAGAUGAGCGAAUUGUUAUCCCAGAACACGAGUUUGAUGUAGAGCUCUUCAAUGAAAUAAACAGCAAUUAUGCAGAAUACAUGGAUGACCUACUCAGCUGUAUUCAUUCAUUUCAUACAGUUGAACUGUUGAUAGCUUCACCACUGAGGAAAUACCAAGUCAUCAUGUUACAAAGAUAUACAGCUGACAUACUUCAGACGACUGCUUUUAUAUUACACAAUCUUUAUAUCAACACAGGUGCAAACAAGCUGGUUUAUGUCUUCGACAAAAUGUCCUGUAACAUGGUAAAACUGGCAGCCAAAUUUGGAUUUAUUUCUGACAUGUUGUAUAUAGCCAUGUAUUAUUACAGGACAUUGCGAUACAAAGAAGCUUUGUCUGUUAUACAGAAGAUAAAGAUCAAAUUAGCACGACCAUAUAUAAUGCGUCUUAAUAAAGUUAACAUUGAAAACUACACAGCGACCUUGGGCGGAGAAUCUUGGUCCACAAAGAUGAGAGAAGCUGUAACAAUGCCAAUCAGACUUAACAGUACCAGUCGUUAUAUCAAGGAAUUAAUACCAGAACUUCAAUUUAGUCGACUAAACGGCGAGUAUAUAUUAAACAUUGGAGAUAUUAUAAUGUUACAUAUGUUAGAGAUUUUGUGCUCUAUACAUAUCGACAGAAGUAGAGCACAAUCAGCUGUAAAUGAUCUACAGGUCCUUGUCCACUGCGGUCAGUGGGAGUUUCCAGAAGAAACAAAUGACAUAUCCUGGCAAAUUCUUGGAAUCUGUCAAGAAAUUACAGGGAACCACCAAGGUGCUUUGUACUCAUACCAACAAUCGCUCAGACAAAAAGCAAACCAUAAAAUACAAACUGCCACACUGAUGAGAAUACAAGCUUUAUAUUCAGGAUGCUGA